Paramecium sonneborni is the source of this 309-nucleotide messenger RNA. Lineage: Eukaryota; Ciliophora; Oligohymenophorea; Peniculida; Parameciidae. The record is from the annotation of a GenBank genome assembly.
AUGUAAGAAAUAUUUUUAAAAUUGGGCACUCUCAUGAUUUUGAAUGAUUAGAAAUCAUUUACAGAAGGGAACCUUUAUGAAAAAACAAAUGAAUUAUAAUAUGAGAAUAAAAAUUAUGUAAAGAACCUUUUCAACAUUAUUUAAAUUGAAAAAAGGACAAAUAAAACUAAACUGACUCAUUAUGUGAAGAUUAAUCUAAUUGAAAUACAGAGAGACUUUUAACAUAUAAUUUCUAGAAUAGAAUCAUGGUAUAUAUCAGAAUAUAUUUAAUAAAAAUAGAAUUAAAAUACUAUCUUAAAUUAGCUUUGA